AUGGUCAGUUUGGAUUCAGAUGAUGACUCUUCGGUUGUAUGUAUUGAUCAAGAUCCUUUUAAAGGAAUCUCUAAAGAUUAUUUGGAUCACGGUGACCAAGUUCUCAUAUGUGAGAUUUGUAGUGCUAAAUUGUGGACAUCUGAAGGUGGUAAAGGUCGUAUCACUUUGGAAAAGCGAACUUAUAGUUUGUGCUACGGUUAUAGUAAAGUGGAGCUCCCUGCUUUAAAAGAUGCACACCCGUCUUAUCAAGAUUUGUUUCGUUCCACCAGUGACAAAAGCAACGAUACAACCCAGCCGUCAGCGUCUACUGAUAAAGACGUUGAUGUUCAAAUUAUUGAAUAUUUAAGGGAUUCAUUGGAUUCACAAAAUAUGUUGGUUCAGACAUAUAGGAAGGUUCGAGACCAUUUUCAUGGGCCCUCUGAAGCUAACCUUAAACUAAGACUUAUUUACAAAAGAGAUAAAUAUGGUCGGACCUACAAUUUACCUUCCACUUUUGAAGUUGCUGCGUUGAUAGUCGGUGACGUGAAUGAGUCUAUAGAUCAUCGCGAUAUAGUUGUUGAAACUCAAUCAGGAGUUUUACAGCGUAUUAGUGAGUUGCAUCCUUCCUAUCUUGCACUUCAAUAUCCUAUACUUUUUCCAUAUGGUGAUGAUGGCUAUAAGAUUGAUAUUCCCCACAGAGAUUUUAUGUCCACAAAAAAGAAAAUAAAACCAAAGUGUACAAUGAGGGAAUUCUUUGCAUAUAGAAUCCAAGACAGAACGUAUGGGUUUUCAUUAAUUUUAAAAGGAAGAAGAUUGUUACAACAAUUUUUGGUUGAUGCGUACACCAUGAUUGAAAGUGAACGACUAAACCACAUACGCAGGCAACAAAAGAAUCUUCGUUGUGAAUCGUUUGAAAAUCUCAAGAGGCAUAAAGAGGGUGGUUUAGAUUCAUUAUCACAGACCGGGAAGCCCGUUCUUUUACCUUCUUCAUUUACCGGAGGUUCUCGGUUCAUGCAGCAAAAUUACCUUGAUGCAAUGGCUUUAUGUAAGUGGUAUGGCUACCCGGAUUUUUUCAUAACUAUAACCUGUAAUCCGAAGUGGCCUGAAGUAAAAAGAUUUCUUAAUGAUUCAACCAUUAAAGCGGAAGAUAGGCCUGAUAUAUUGUGCCAAUUGUUUAAGAUGAAGCUCGAUUCUUUAACAAAAGAUCUAAAGGAUUCUAAAUUUUUACGUGAUAUUAAUGCUGUUGUUUAUACAGUUGAAUUUAAAAAACGUGGUCUGCCCCAUGCUCAGAUUUGUUUAUUCAUGAAGGCCAAUCACAAACUUCCUACUGUAGAUCAGAUAAACCCCUUUAUUUCUGCUGAGAUUCCAUAUAAAGAUAAGGAUGAAGAUCCUGAACUUUAUUCUCUUGUGACUGAUUAUAUGAUUCAUGGUCCGUGUGGAAAUGCUAAUUUGAACUGUCCUUGCAUGGUUAACAAGAGGUGUUCAAAAAGCUUUCCCAAGAGUUUUACAUCUCAUACAACAAUUGAUUCAAAUGGUUUUCCGAUAUACAUAUACAGAAGAAGAGAUACCGGACAUAGUGUUUUAAAAUCCGGUGUCAGAUUAGACAACAAAAGUGUUGUUCCAUAUAACAAAAUCCUUUUAAAAAGAUAUCAAGCACACAUCAAUGUCGAGUGGUGUAACCAAGCCGGUUCAGUCAAGUAUUUGUUCAAGUAUACUAAUAAAGGCCCUGAUAGGGCUACUGCUGUUGUUUAUAGUGAUGGUGAUCAAUGCCAACAAGAGAAGCCAAUAGAUGAGAUCAAGAAAUAUUAUGAUUGUAGGUACAUAUCCGCUUGUGAGGCAACUUGGAGAAUAUUUUCAAACGAGGUUCAUUAUAGGUAUCCCGCUGUUUUGAGGCUGCACUUUCAUUUACCUAGUCAACAUAAUAUUGUUUAUGGUGCAGAUGAUGACAUUGAUAAUGUUCUAAGUAAGCCUUAUGUUGCUUCUUCAAUGUUUAUGCAAUGGAUGAAGUUGAACGAAAACGAUGCGGCUGCUCGAAAGCAGAUACGAACUAUUAAUGGGAAAGUGUUCCCUACUUUUAGAGAUGCAUGCUAUGGUUUGGGACUAUUAGAUGAUGACAAUGAAUACAUUGAAGCCAUUAAAGAAGCAAGUUUCGAAGGGCAUGGUCGAUAUCUACGUGCUUUAUUUGCUACAAUGCUUGUGUCAAACACCCUUUCAAGACCAGAAGUCGUAUGGGAGAAGACAUGGAACUACUUAUCUGAUGAUAUUCUAUACAAACGACAGAAAGAAACUAAUAUUUCAGGUUUAGUGCUUCCUGAACAUCAAUUAAAGAACCUUACAUUGUUGGAAAAAGAAAAGUAUUUAAUUUAA
Helianthus annuus (common sunflower) is the source of this 2346-nucleotide messenger RNA. RefSeq lists its product as uncharacterized. The record is from RefSeq and is a predicted model, not a curated record. Lineage: Eukaryota; Viridiplantae; Streptophyta; Magnoliopsida; Asterales; Asteraceae. The coding region runs from base 1 to 2346 and encodes 781 amino acids. The transcript has 6 exons.